This is a messenger RNA of Neomonachus schauinslandi (Hawaiian monk seal), 1521 nucleotides long. Its product is annotated as death-associated protein kinase 1. Lineage: Eukaryota; Metazoa; Chordata; Mammalia; Carnivora; Phocidae. The transcript has 14 exons. Gene Ontology annotation, cellular component: cytoplasm; nucleus. Gene Ontology annotation, molecular function: protein serine/threonine kinase activity; ATP binding; protein binding. The annotation marks the transcript as partial. Gene Ontology annotation, biological process: protein phosphorylation; positive regulation of apoptotic process; intracellular signal transduction. The record is from RefSeq and is a predicted model, not a curated record.
CGAAAACAUAAUGCUUUUGGAUAGAAAUGUCCCUAAACCUCGGAUCAAGAUCAUUGAUUUUGGGUUGGCCCAUAAAAUUGACUUUGGAAAUGAAUUCAAAAACAUAUUUGGGACACCAGAGUUUGUUGCUCCUGAGAUAGUCAACUAUGAACCUCUUGGUCUUGAGGCAGAUAUGUGGAGUAUUGGGGUAAUAACCUAUAUUCUCCUAAGUGGGGCCUCCCCAUUUCUCGGAGACACUAAGCAAGAAACGUUAGCAAACGUAUCGGCCGUCAACUAUGAAUUUGAGGAAGAAUACUUCAGUAAUACCAGUGCCCUAGCCAAAGAUUUCAUAAGAAGACUCCUUGUCAAGGAUCCAAAGAAGAGAAUGACAAUUCAAGAUAGUUUGCAGCAUCCCUGGAUCAAGCCUAAAGAUACCCAGCAAGCACUUAGUAGAAAGGCGUCGGCAGUCAACAUGGAGAAGUUCAAGAAGUUCGCAGCCCGGAAAAAGUGGAAACAAUCUGUUCGCUUGAUAUCACUGUGCCAAAGAUUAUCCAGGUCGUUCUUGUCCAGAAGUAACAUGAGUGUUGCCAGAAGCGAUGAUACUCUGGAUGAGGAAGACUCCUUUGUGAUGAAAGCCAUCAUCCACGCUAUCAAUGAUGACAACGUCCCGGGCCUGCAGCACCUCCUGGGCUCAUUGUCCAACUACGAUGUUAACCAGCCCAACAAGCAUGGGACGCCUCCGUUACUGAUCGCUGCUGGCUGUGGAAAUAUUCAAAUACUACAGUUGCUCAUUAAAAGAGGCUCAAGAAUCGAAGUCCAGGAUAAGUCUGGAGAGACAGCGCUUCACGUGGCCGCUCGCUAUGGCCACGCCGAUGUGGUUCAGUUAUUGUGCAGCUUUGGCUCUAAUCCCAAUUUCCAGGACAAGGAAGAAGAAACCCCCCUGCACUGUGCCGCCUGGCAUGGCUACUACUCUGUGGCCAAAGCCCUUUGCGAAGCCGGCUGCAAUGUGAACAUUAAGAACCGAGAAGGAGAGACGCCUCUCCUGACAGCCUCUGCCCGGGGCUACCACGACAUCGUGGAGUGUCUGUCGGAACACGGAGCCGACCUUAAUGCCUCCGACAAGGAUGGACACAUCGCUCUUCAUCUUGCCGUGAGACGGUGUCAGAUGGAGGUCAUCCAGACUCUCAUCAGCCAGGGAUGUUCUGUUGACUUCCAAGACAGGCACGGCAACACCCCCCUCCACGUGGCCUGCAAAGAUGGCAAUGUGCCUAUUGUGGUGGCCCUCUGUGAAGCCAGCUGCAACUUGGAUGUCUCCAACAAGUACGGCCGAACUCCUCUGCACCUUGCGGCCAACAACGGGAUUCUGGACGUGGUCCGCUACCUCUGUCUGGCGGGCGCCAACGUGGAGGCCCUGACCUCGGGGGAACAGUUGCCCACGCAGAGCCAGGGCGAGGGCUCGCUCUGCCGCCUCCCCUGCGCAUUUUGUGGCCCGCGCUGCCACGAAGGCCUGCCGUGGCCCACGUUCCACAACAGCGCCUUGGG